Gymnogyps californianus (California condor) is the source of this 1138-nucleotide messenger RNA. RefSeq names its product Smad nuclear interacting protein 1 (gene SNIP1). Bases 1 to 1131 code for a protein of 376 amino acids. The record is from RefSeq and is a predicted model, not a curated record. Gene Ontology annotation, molecular function: protein binding; mRNA binding. Gene Ontology annotation, biological process: miRNA processing. The transcript has 4 exons. NCBI's taxonomy places the organism in Eukaryota, Metazoa, Chordata, Aves, Accipitriformes, Cathartidae. Gene Ontology annotation, cellular component: nucleus.
AUGGAGGCGGCGGCCGAGCGGCGGCGGGAGCGGCGGCGGCGGGAGGUGGCGGUGAAGGCCGAGAAGCGGAGCCCCCGGCGCUCCGCCUCCCGCUCGGCGCGGGGCAGCCAGUCGCCGCCGGCCGAGGAGCGGCGGGGCCCGGCCGGGCCGCGCCAGGGCAGCCGCGGCAGGAGCAGCAGAUCGCCCAAGAGGAAGAGCAAGUCCGGGCGGAGGAGCCGGUCCCCGCGCGGCAGGAGGAGCCGGAGCCCGCACCACGCCGCCGUGAAGGUGAAGCAGGAGCGAGAUGAUCAUUGUCGUAGAGGAAACGAGGAGCGAAAGCAGAGAUACCCAUCAGAACAAGAACACAGGAGAGAGAGAAGUGGUGACAGAGACAGACACAGAGACCACUCAGACAGAAGGAAGAAUCCAAACGAAAGGCCUGGAGUUCGAGGCCACGAGCGAGAGAGGGAUGUUCAGAAUAUCCGUGAGCAGCAAGCAGAGAGGGAGUUUUAUAACGAGAGAAGACGAGAGCAUCGACAAAAUAACGAAGGCGGUGCCGUUGACCAGAAUCCAGAACUCGGGCAAUCUGAUAACAAACCUAAAGAAAAAGCUUCUGUAAACAAAGAGAAGCCAAGCUUUGAACUGUCUGGUGCGCUUCUAGAGGAUACCAACACUUUCCGAGGUGUUGUGAUUAAGUACAGCGAGCCCCCCGAAGCUCGGAUUCCGAAGAAGCGAUGGCGCCUCUAUCCUUUCAAAAACGAUGAGUUUCUCCCAGUCAUGUACAUCCACAGGCAGAGUGCUUACCUUCUGGGCAGGCACCGCAGAAUCGCAGAUAUUCCAAUUGACCAUCCCUCCUGCUCAAAGCAGCACGCUGUGUUUCAGUACCGGCUUGUGGAGUACACUCGUGCCGACGGUACCGUUGGCCGCAGAGUAAGGCCCUACAUAAUCGACCUGGGCUCUGGGAACGGCACUUUUCUAAAUAACCAGCGGAUUGAACCUCAGCGCUAUUACGAACUGAAGGAAAAGGAUGUACUGAAGUUUGGGUUCAGCAGCAGGGAGUAUGUUCUUCUCCAUGAAUCUUCAGAUAAAUCUGAGGCCAACACACAGGACGAUGAUGAGGAGGAGGAGAAGGAGGAAGAGUCUGACAGUUAACAGACGA